Hydractinia symbiolongicarpus is the source of this 3723-nucleotide messenger RNA. RefSeq lists its product as uncharacterized. Gene Ontology annotation, biological process: DNA integration. NCBI's taxonomy places the organism in Eukaryota, Metazoa, Cnidaria, Hydrozoa, Anthoathecata, Hydractiniidae. The transcript is spliced from 5 exons. Gene Ontology annotation, molecular function: nucleic acid binding. The coding region runs from base 1 to 3723 and encodes 1240 amino acids. The record is from RefSeq and is a predicted model, not a curated record.
AUGUUGGAGACGAUGAUGUUUUUACUUCUCUGUGUUCCUCAAAUGUGUUCCCCUCUAAAAGGACAACAGAUCAAUAAAGCAGGCAAGCUUGAAGAAUUCAGACAACUAACAUUUGCUGAUGAUAACUCAACUCAGGAAGCGCUACCAGUAGGGAUUCUAAUAGGCAUUGACCAUUACUUCAAAUUUUUCACUGGAAAAAGAAUACUAAGCGAAACAGGAACAGUGGCUAGUGAAUCUACGUUAGGUUGGGUUUUAAGUGGUUCUAUUUAUAAACAGUCUUCUGAUGAAAUGAACUGCUUAGAAGUUCUCAAUAUGCGUUGCUCCGUGGAAGAGCCUGUGAAAAAUAUUGAUAUUUUAAGACAAGAUUUUGACAAGUUUUGGAACAUUGAGGAAAUCGGUUCCUCUCAAUGUGUUGUAACGUUUGAGGUCCCUAAAACACGUUUAAUAAAACAAGGAAUUCUCGAUGAUUACAACCAAAUCUUCUGUGACUGCGAAAGGGAUGGUGUAAUUGAACGUGUUCCGCUAAAUGGUUUGUGUACGGAAAACGGUCAAGUUCACUACAUACCUCACAUCAUCAGGCAAGAUAAGGAGACAACAAAGAUCCGUGCAGUGUUUAAUGUCUCCUGUAAUGCUAACGGAUUGUCUCUCAAUGAUUGUCUGUACUCUGGUCCUAACCUUCUAUUGAAAAUUUUUGACGUUUUGAUUCGAUUUCGCCCCAACCGAGUUGGCAUUUUAGCUGACAUUAAGCAAGCGUUUUUGCAAUUUGGUAUAUCUGAAGAACAUAAGGAUUUUUUACGUUUUCUUUGGUUAGAUUCGACUGCCGGUUAUGAUUCCAUUGUUGUUUUUCGUUUUUUAAGAGCUGUUUUUGGAGUUACCAGCAGUCCCUUUUUGUUAAAUGCUAUCAUUAGACAUCAUUUGAGCAAAUAUUUAGUAACUGUUUUGAAAGAGUUAAUCGAAAAAAUGUUAGACGAUCUAUAUGUGGAUGACUUAGUUUCAGGCUGUGAUUCGAGUGAGCAAGGAAAAACGUACUACAAAAAUGUUAAAAGCAUAAUGUUUGGAGCUGGGUUCGUUUUACGGAAGUGGGUAACUAAUGAUUCUGAGUUAUCCUCUUAUUUUGCAUCCCAUGAGAACAUUAAUGGUCAAGGUGUAAAGUCUAAUGAGGAUGAUGCGUGUUAUUGUGACACCAUCUUGCCUCAGGCUGACAAAAAUGCCACUGCAUUGGGUUUAAGGUGGGAUACCAACAUUGAUGAAUUUGUUUUUGAUUUCAACUAUCUACUUCAAAAAUGUUUAGAGAUGAAAAAGACUAAGCGCGGUCUUUUGAGCACAGCCGCCUCAGUUUUUGAUCCUCUAGGUAUUGUUGCUCCUGUAACAGCAAGGAUUAAAACUAUUUUUCAAUUCCUCUGUAGUGAUAAGUUAAGUUGGGAUGAUAACAUACCACAAAAUGUUUUAACUAUUUGGGAAAAAUUUGUGGAGGAAUUGAAAGCAUUAAAUGAAGUCAGAGUUCCAAGAUUCAUUUUUACUGGUUGUAUUGGUGAUUUGAUAGAGAUUCAUGGUUUUUCAGACAGUUCUAAGGAGGUUUAUUGCGCUGUGUUGUAUAUGAGGGUUGUGUCAGGUAGCAAUGUGAAUUUAAGUUUUAUAGCAUCUAAGACAAGAGUGGCCCCUUUGAAGCAACUUUUAAUUCCAAGAUUAGAAUUAAUGGGAUGUUUGCUUCUCUCUACAUUGGUACGUGAAGUGUUAGAUGGGUGGAAAGGUAGAUUUCACGUGAAUAAGGUCUUUUGUUGGAGUGAUUCACAGGUGAGUUUGGCGUGGAUAAAGGGAAAAGAACGAAGGUGGAAACCAUGGGUGGAAAAUAGGGUAGUUUCUAUUAGAAAGGUUGUUGAGAGGAGUGAUUGGCAUUUUGUGAAAGGUGACCUGAAUCCUGCUAAUAUUCCGACUCGUCUUGGAAAAGAUUUAAAUGAUUGUUUUUCUAGUUCGUGGUUAGCUGGUCCAACGUUUUUGUUGAAACCUGAUUUUGUUAACUUUUCUACAGAUUCUAAUUCUGUUAAUGAUACUGUUCUUUCUGAAUCUAAAAAAUAUUUUACCGAUAACCAGAACGAAAUUUACACAAACUUGACCGAAACAAACAUGACUGUAACAGCUACUGAAGACAUUGGGUUGAGUAAGACCCUUGAUGUGAACAAAUUUAGCUCGUUAAGGAAGCUCAUCAUGGUUGCUGGUUUCAUCUUUCGCUUUGUAAACAAUCUGAAGAACAAAGCUGCUAACUUACAACAUCAAAACGUUACAGAAGAAACGCUUACAAAAGAAGAAUACGAUGUCGCAUUCACAAAGCUCAUCAGAGAAGAACAACGAAUUUUGCAACGCCAGUCAGACUUUGGAAAGCUUCGCAAUUCGCUUAAGCUAUUUGCUGGUGACGAUGAUGUUCUUCGGUUAAAAGGAAGAUUUGAGAAUUUCACGCUAACAUCCGAUGAGAAGCAUCCAAUUAUACUUCGAGAUGGCGGAAGCAGUUUUACGCAACUGGUUAUAUGGGAUGCGCAUCAACACGUUAUGCAUCAUGGUAUCGAAUCAACAUUGGGUUACGUCAGAAAAAUGCUUUGGAUAGUGAAGGGAAGAAAGUCUGUGAAGAACGUCAUUCGAAAGUGUGUAAUUUGUAUUCGUUUUCAAGGAAGAACACUCAGACCGCCGACAUCUCCCGAUCUGCCAGAGUUCAGGAUUGAUAGUUUUUCCAAAUCGUUUAAUUGCACGGGUUUAGACUUUGCAGGUCCUUUAUUUUAUAGGAGUUAUUGUAAAUCUAGUAUUUGUAAAUCGGACAGUCUAAUAUGUUAUAUCCUACUCCUUACAUGUGCCACAAUUCGUGCGAUUCAUUUGGAACUUGUAACCGAUCAGUCUACCCAUUCGAACGUUCGAGGUUUUCGCAGAUUUGUUUCACGGAGGGGAACUCCGAAUACUAUUGUGCACGAUAACGCUAAGACCUUCAAAUCGACAGAAGUAAAAAAUUACAUGAUAAAACAUGGGAUUAAGCAGUGUUUUAUUUUGCCAGCAUCACCCUGGUGGGGCGGUUUCUACGAGAGAUUGGUCCGUAGUGUCAAAACAACAUUAAAGAAAACGCUGGAACGGUCGUUGUUAACGUUUGAAGAACUCCAAACAACGCUGUGUGAAGUAGAAACAACGAUCAAUAGUCGUCCAUUGACAUACGCGAAUAAGGAUGACCUCGAUAAAGUUUUAACACCAAACCACCUGAUUUAUGGAACGGACAUUCACGAAAACGACCAGAAAUUCGACUCUAUUCUGCAAUAUGAGGACUUCUCAAGACGUGUUCAUGAUUCAUACUUACCAAGAGGACGAUGGAAAAUUGGCAAAAUUAUCAAAGUUAUUCAGGGAAAAGAUGGAGCCAUUCGAGGUGCGAAAUUAAACACAAUGUCAAAGCAGAAACGAUUUACCACUGUAUUUCGACCAUCUCAAAAACUCAUUCCCUUCGAAAUUGCCAACAACAUUGUUGCCAAACCCGAACCGACAGUACAACUAACAAAUAAUGAAAAGUAUGACAAUAGGCACACCUUUCGAGAAGGAAGUGGAGUUGUGUCUACUAAUCUCGUUUUUACAAAAUUGAUAUGCUUAAGUUUGCGAAUUCGAUACAUCGAUGGUCAUCUUAGAGAAAUAUUUUGUGUUACUUUGGAUGAGUUCAAGAAAGAUUUUCAAACAAAUAAGGCACUCAAGGAGAACUGA